UAACCUUUGGUAAACAGGGGGCGUACCAUCAUCAUCAUCAUCAUGGCUGCCAUCGUCGACCACGAAUUCCCGAUUCACGGUCUCCUACCGAAAAGAGAGACCGGCGCCGCGGCUUUCCUCGCCAAAUAUCCCGAGUACGACGGCAGGGGAGUUACUAUAGCUAUCCUGGACACGGGGGUGGACCCUGGAGCUCCUGGUUUGCAGCACACCUCUGACGGGAGGCCAAAGAUCGUGGACAUCAUCGACACCACGGGAAGCGGGGAUGUGGAUGUGUCGACUGUCGUGGAGCCAAAAGACGGAGAAAUCGCGGGUCUGUCAGGAAGAACCCUUAAGAUCCCUGCUAGUUGGGAGAACCCCACCGGCCGUUACCACAUCGGGGUGAAGAACAUGUACGAACUCUUCCCCAAACAACUCAGAGACAGGACUCAGAAAGAGAAGAAAGAGAAGACCUGGGACCCUCCCCACAGGGUGGCUCUGGCAGAGGCUACCAGGAAACUGGAUGAGUUUGACACGGCACAUCCCAACCCUACAGCACAGGAUGAGAAGCUACAGAGAGAAGACCUCCAGGCCCAGGUGGACAUCCUGACCAGUCAGGAGAAGAAGUACUCGGACCCUGGACCUGUUUGUGACUGUCUGGUCUGGCAUGAUGGAAACACUUGGAGGGCUGUACUAGACACGAGUGAGUCAGGAGACCUGGAGUCCUGUACUGUACUGGCCAGCUACAGGGAACAUCAGCAGUAUGCUACCUUCAGUCAGCUGGACAUGUUCAACUACUCUGUCAACAUCUAUGAUGAGGGAAAGGUUCUUAACAUCUGUGCCAAUGGAGGAGCCCACGGGACCCAUGUGGCGUGCAUCGCUGCGGGAAACUUCCCCGAUGACCCUGAGAGGAACGGGGUCGCGCCGGGAGCACAGAUCGUCGCCAUCAAGAUCGGAGACUCGCGGCUGAGCACCAUGGAGACAGGGUCUGCACUCAUCAGGGCUAUGAUUGCUGUGAUAGAUCAGAAAUGUGAUCUGGUGAACUUCAGCUAUGGGGAGGCUGCACACUGGCCUGACAAGGGUCGAGUGUGUGACGUCAUCUCGGAGGCAGUCAACAAACAUCGUGUGAUCUUCGUGUCGAGCGCUGGAAACAACGGCCCUGCUCUGACUACUGUAGGCACACCUGGGGGUACUACCUCCAGUAUUAUUGGUGUUGGUGCCUUCGUGUCUCCAGAGAUGAUGACGGCUGAAUACUCUCUCAGGGAAAAACUGCCUAGCAACCAGUACACCUGGUCGUCAAGGGGACCAACUAUAGACGGAGCCUUAGGUGUGAGUAUUUCUGCACCAGGUGGUGCCAUAGCUUCUGUGCCUAACUGGACUCUACGUGGCUCACAGUUAAUGAACGGGACUUCCAUGUCUUCACCUAACGCUUGUGGGGGCAUCGCUCUGGUCCUGUCUGCCCUGAAGGCGACCGGUGUAGCCUACACCCCCUACACCGUGAAGACUGCCCUGGAGAACACAGCACAGAAGGUGGAGGGGGUGGAGGUCUUCGCUCAGGGACAUGGGGUGCUGCAGGUGGAGAAGGCUUUUGAUCACCUGCGCCAGCAUGCUGACUCUGCAGAGAGGAACGUGAGGUUUUCUGUGGCAGUGAACGGUGGGAGGGGGGUGCACCUGAGACAGGCCCUGUCACAGAGGAAACCUACAGAGAUGACCGUCAGUAUAGAACCUGUGUAUGCUGAGGACAUAGAUGCCAAUGAGAAGAUAGCUCUCUCCAUCCAUGUGAGCCUUGUGAGUGAGGUUCCGUGGGUACACGUGCCGCCAUGUUUGGAACUCAUGAACACUCCAAGGACAUUUGUCAUCAAGGUCGACCCAAGAGGACUCAGGGAAGGAGCUCACUAUACUGAGGUUUUAGGCUAUGACAUCAGUAACCCCCAUAAAGGCCCCCUGUUCCGAGUACCAGUGACCGUAGUACGACCAGAGACAGUACAGGACAAGGUACAGUACAAGGUGACCUCUGAGAAAGAAGUGACCUUCAAACCAGGACAGGUGCACAGGAGGUUCAUCGACGUGCCGCUCGGAGCUACCUGGGCAGAGUUUACUAUACAGUCCCUGUCCCCAGAGACAGUGGGAAGGUUCAUCCUCCACAUGGUCCAGCUCCAGCCUCUGUCUGCCUACAGAACACACGAGUCCUACAAGUUCUUCAACCUUACAGAGCUGGGGGAGGUCUCCUAUACCUGCCCUGUACUGGAGGGAGUUACAGUAGAAGUGUGCCUGGCCCGUUGGUGGGCAAGUCUGGGGGAAGUCAAUGUGAACUACAGUGUCACCUUCCACGGACUACAGCCCAGUAUUACUACUCUCAACCUGCAUGCAGCAGAUGGCAUCACCAGGGUGGACGUGAAGUCACCGCUGAAGCAUGAAGACGUCCAACCCAGUAUCAAACUGGAGCACGGUGUGUGUCCACUCAGGCCUUCUGAGUUUAAGAUCCGUCCCCUGGGAGACAGAGAUGUGCUGCCCCCCAACAGACCCUCGUACGAGCUGGUUCUCACCUAUAACUACCAUCAGACUAAGACCUGUGAGGUGACGCCCCACUGCCCUACUCUAUGUGACCUGCUGUAUGAGUCAGACUACGACUCCCAACUCUGGAUGUUGUUUGACAGUAACAAACAGCUGAUGGGGUCUGGGGAUGCCUACCCACACCAGUACAACUUCAAGCUAGAGAAGGGGGACUACACCAUCAAGUUCCAGAUCAGGCAUGAGACAAAAGACCUUCUGGAGAAGCUGAAGGACCUGACGUUCCUGGUGCAAUACAAACUGCCCAACGCUCUGUCGUUGGACGUCUAUCCAUCCAAGUCUAACGCACUGCUGGGCAAGGCCAAGUUCGGCACACAGCGGUGUGGGAUAGGGGUGACGGCACCCAUGUUUAUUACAUCUCUACCUGACGACAAGGUCCCGAAGGCUGCUAGUCCAGGACACUACCUGGUAGGACAGAUCUCAUACGCCAAGGCUGAACCUGGCAAGAAAACUGGGAAACACAAAAAGAAGACGGAUAUGGCCACCUACCCUGUGCACUAUGUAAUCUCAGCGCCUCCCAGCAAACCUAAGAACGGUGGGAAAGACAAGGACAAGAAGGAUGAGAAGGAUCCUCAGGAGGAGUUUAACGAGGCUCUCAGGGACUUUAAAAUACAGUGGAUGUCAAAGCUUGACAGCAAGGCCAUCUAUGAGGAGUUGAAGGAACUGCACCCAAACCACCUGCCCUUACAUGUAGGCAGACUGCAGGCACUGGAUAAUGACAAGGAGAGAUUGAAACAACUGGAUGACAUCAUCACAGCUGCGGACGCUGUGAUUGGUCAGGUGGACACGGCAGAACUAGCGAGUUUCCUCGCCCUGAAGGCAGACACACGCUCAGAUGCUGCCACCAUCAAAGUUGAGAUGGAGAAGAAGAAGGCCGCCCUGAUCGACGCCGUGUGCAGGAAGGGCAGCGCAGCGGCAGACAGGAUUCUACAGGCACUGGAGGGGGACGCAGUGGGCAGCACGGAAAUGGUGAAGGACCUCGCCCUUGUGAAAGAAACAUUUGAGGAGCUGCUGAAAUGGGCAGAACCAAUGGACAUGAAGGUGGUGAGUUUUACCAUGAAACAUGCCAUGGUGAGCAGUCAGUACGGCAGAGCCAUCAGGGCAGCUCAGAAGAUUCUGGACGACAAACCUAACAAGGAAAACGAGAGGAAAUGUAUAGAGCUGUACAGGAAGGUUGGCUGGGACCAUGUAGCCAGACACAGCGAGCGCUGGCUGCCUGUCAGAUACCCACAAUCCUACACUCUCUUCUAGACCGGGACUGGCAAACUGUGUAACUUCCUAACAGCCAUCAACAUUGAAGAGCACGACUACCGUAAAGCAUGAAACCUUUGCAGUGGU
Messenger RNA from Branchiostoma belcheri (Belcher's lancelet), 3885 nucleotides. Its product is annotated as tripeptidyl-peptidase 2-like. Gene Ontology annotation, biological process: proteolysis. Gene Ontology annotation, molecular function: serine-type endopeptidase activity; tripeptidyl-peptidase activity. The transcript is spliced from 31 exons. NCBI's taxonomy places the organism in Eukaryota, Metazoa, Chordata, Leptocardii, Amphioxiformes, Branchiostomatidae. The coding region runs from base 43 to 3798 and encodes 1251 amino acids. Gene Ontology annotation, cellular component: cytosol. The record is from RefSeq and is a predicted model, not a curated record.